AUGGCCGCCCCCGCAGAAGUCACCAUCAAGAACCUCAGUGGAGAAUGGAUGAUGGAGAAAUCCAUCUCCGAUCCUACUGAUCCCGUUCUCUCAUUGCAAGGCGUCGGCUGGGUAACCCGCAAAGCCAUCGGACUCGCCAGCGUGACACUCAAGGUGACGUCGUACGCCGACGCCCAAGACGCCAAGGUCUUGCACGUCGAUAUCGACCAGAUCGUCACGGGCGGUCUCAAAGGCACCAGCGAGAAGCGCCAGACGGACUGGACUGACCGCGAGCACACCGACCAUAUCUUCGGCAGGCUCCAAGGCCGGUCGCGGCUGCUGCGCGGCUCCAAGGGCGACGACAGCAAGGUCCGCCCGGACGUCGAGGUCUAUACCAAGAUCGACGAUGCCAAGGUGAAGCAGUUUCUGCGGGGCGAGAUCCUCGCGGACGGGAGCGCGUCCGAGGGCUUCCUCGUCGAUAAUGUCGGGGAGGAGUAUGGGGAGGGCGAGGGACUCUGGCUGCAGAGCUGGGUGGUGAACCAGGAUAGUGGAUACGGCUGGACCGCGGAACAGAUUUGGGGCUUCGAGACUAUCAACGGCAAGCGGUAUCACACUCGCCGCGUGGUGGUGGCCAAAGACGGCAAGUACCAGAUGGCCCGUCUUGUCUAUGACUUUGUCAAGAAGUCGGAGUAA
Molecule: messenger RNA, 672 nt
Organism: Aspergillus clavatus NRRL 1
Lineage: Eukaryota; Fungi; Ascomycota; Eurotiomycetes; Eurotiales; Aspergillaceae
Exons: 4
Coding region: 1-672 (223 amino acids)
Source: RefSeq, a predicted model, not a curated record